AGCGCGUGUCGGCGGCACAAGGCUUCACAGAGGUAGCUGCGCGCGGCGCCUCGGCACGGUUUGAACGCACUCUGGUUCUUGGAUGACAGCUCGGGCGAUAACGAGCGGAGCAGUUCAGGCGGAUCUUUGAUGAACCGAAGUGGCGCAGUGUGAUUUUUGUUGUUGUUUUGAUCCCUUCGCUGCGCUUCCAAGGAGGAUUUACUUCUUCACGUUGCUAUUAUUAUUAUUAUUAUUUUUACUUUACGAACCUGCCGCGAUCCACGAUGCCAGCUGACACUAUGGAAAAGCAGACGGCAUCUCCCAUCGCUGGAGCUCCUGCCAACGGAUCGCACACACCGGACAAGCCAAAAAAUGCCAGCGAGCACAGAAAAUCAUCUAAACCCAUUAUGGAAAAACGUCGGAGGGCGAGAAUAAACGAAAGUCUGUCGCAGCUCAAAACCCUCAUUCUGGACGCGCUUAAGAAAGAUAGCUCCAGACACUCCAAGUUGGAAAAGGCAGACAUCCUGGAGAUGACGGUGAAACACUUGAGGAACCUGCAGCGCAUGCAGAUGAGCGCUGCGCUCUCGGCAGACGCGACAGUGAUGAGCAAAUACAGAGCCGGAUUCAACGAGUGCAUGAACGAGGUCACGCGCUUCCUGUCCACCUCGGAGGGCGUGAACGCCGAGGUGAGGUCGCGGCUCCUCGGCCACCUGUCCGGCUGCAUGGGCCAGAUGAUGUCCGUGAACUACCCGCAGCAGGCUCCGUCCCAGCCGACGCACCUGGCCCAGCCCCUCCACGUCCAGCUCCCGUCCACGCUGCCCAUCGGCUCCAAGCUCAGUCCGGCCGAGGCCGUCUCGCCUAAGGUGUUCGGGGGCUUCCAGCUGGUGCCCGCUACGGACGGACAGUUCGCCUUCCUCAUCCCCAGCCCGCCCUUCGCCUCCACCGCCGCCGCGCCCGUCAUCCCCCUCUUCUCCAACGCCGGGGUGCCCGUCGCGGUGAACGCCAGCCCGGUGCACGGCAGCUCGGCGCCGACCGCAGCCUCUCCGGUGCACGGGAUGACGUCCUUCUCGGGGGGCUCCCAGGCGGUCAGCCCCGUGGGGGUGAACGCUGGCGCGGAGAACAGCGAAGCGGUGUGGCGGCCCUGGUAGCUCCUAUAUGCGGGAGAGCCAGGGCGUCCCAGCUCUAACUUUGACCUGAAACUUUUACACACAACUGUUGCGGGGGUUUAUUCACCCUGCGACUUGUCCGCGCCAGGGUGGCAACUGCAAUGCACCCCCCACCCCCCCCUUCCCCCAGUUCUGAAUGUUUCGUUUUAUGGAACAGAUUUAGCUAAAAAUAAAAAAGAGAGAGGGGAAAAAAAAGAAAAACAGCGCAUGAGCUAUUUUUUUUCUUCUUUGAAUAAUUUAUUGUUAAUUCCAACAUUUGGAUGUCGGUGAUUAAAGGUUCCGACGGAAGAUUUAUAGGAGACCUUUGUUAUGAAGUACUUUUUAUGAAAAGGUUUUUAGUUUUGUACAGAGCUGUUAUUGAUUGUUAUACCAAAGCUGUCUUUUAUAUUCUGUUUUGUGUUCGAAAGAAGAAGAAGAAGAAGAAAAAAAAACGGAAGUUGGGUGGUAACCCAGGGUUUUAAUAAAUUAGAUUUUUAAAAUUCA
Messenger RNA from Fundulus heteroclitus (mummichog), 1628 nucleotides. RefSeq names its product hairy-related 9 (gene hes4). Gene Ontology annotation, molecular function: DNA-binding transcription factor activity, RNA polymerase II-specific; RNA polymerase II cis-regulatory region sequence-specific DNA binding; protein dimerization activity. NCBI's taxonomy places the organism in Eukaryota, Metazoa, Chordata, Actinopteri, Cyprinodontiformes, Fundulidae. The transcript is spliced from 4 exons. The record is from RefSeq and is a predicted model, not a curated record. Gene Ontology annotation, cellular component: nucleus. Gene Ontology annotation, biological process: regulation of neurogenesis; regulation of transcription by RNA polymerase II; anterior/posterior pattern specification. The coding region runs from base 264 to 1127 and encodes 287 amino acids.